UGCCUCCGGGGGACCCAGCUCCUGCGCGCCCCGGCCCCGCGUCCCUGCGGGGCGGAGCUAGCACUGGCCCCGCCCCUCCGUCCCACGGGCUACGGCCAGCGCGCCCCCGGCCCAACUGCGGCGCGUGACGCGGGGCGCGCGGCUCCGGCGGCCACCGUGGGCGGGCGCAGACUGCCGGGACGACCGGGAGCGGGCGGCAUGGCGGCGGCGGGGACCGCGGCGGGUCCGGCGGGGCCUGAGCCCAUGCCUAGCUACGCGCAGCUGGUGCAGCGCGGCUGGGGCAGUGCGCUGGCGGCUGCGCGGGGCUGCGCGGACUGCGGCUGGGGGCUGGCGCGCCGCGGCCUGGCCGAGCACGCGCACCUGGCGCCUCCUGAGCUGCUGCUGCUGGCGCUCUGCGCACUCGGCUGGACCGCGCUGCGCUCGGCGGCCACUUCGCGCCUCUUUCGGCCCCUAGCCAAGCGGUGCCGCCUCCAGCCUAGAGAUGCCGCCAAGAUGCCUGAGAGCGCCUGGAAGUUUCUCUUCUACCUGGGCGCCUGGAGCUACAGCACCUACCUGCUCUUCGGCACUGACUACCCCUUCUUUCACGACCCACCCUCCGUCUUCUAUGACUGGAAGACAGGCAUGGCGGUACCACGGGACAUCGCAGUUGCCUACCUACUACAGGGAAGCUUCUACGGCCAUUCCAUCUACGCCACGCUGUACCUGGAUACCUGGCGCAAGGACUCAGUGGUCAUGCUCAUCCACCAUGUGGUCACCUUGGUCCUCAUCAUCUCGUCCUAUGCCUUCCGGUACCACAAGGUGGGCAUCCUUGUGCUCUUCCUGCAUGACAUCAGUGACGUACAGCUGGAGUUCACCAAGCUCAAUGUCUACUUCAAGUCCCGCGGGGGAUCCCACCACCGGCUUCACGCCCUGGCUGCAGACCUGGGUUGCCUCAGCUUCAGCCUCAGCUGGUUCUGGUUCCGCCUCUACUGGUUCCCGCUCAAGGUCCUGUAUGCCACGAGCUACUGCAGCCUGCGGUCGGUGCCUGACAUCCCCUUCUACUUCUUCUUCAACGCACUCCUGCUGUUGCUCACGCUCAUGAACCUCUAUUGGUUCCUGUACAUCGUGGCUUUUGCUGCCAAGGUGCUGACGGGCCAGGUGCGCGAGCUGAAGGAUGUGCGGGAAUAUGACACAGCAGAGGCCCUGAGCCCGAAGCCCAGCAAAGCUGAGAAGCCGCUGAGGAAUGGACUGGUUAAGGACAAGCGCUUCUGAACCCCUCGACCCCGGCCCCGCCGCCCAGGACCCAGCCCCACCCAACCUCGCCCUCGGGGACCAGCCACGCGGCUCCCCCAUUCGCCCCCUGUACCCUG
Orcinus orca (killer whale) is the source of this 1349-nucleotide messenger RNA. RefSeq names its product ceramide synthase 1 (gene CERS1). Gene Ontology annotation, biological process: ceramide biosynthetic process. Gene Ontology annotation, cellular component: membrane. Bases 199 to 1251 code for a protein of 350 amino acids. Gene Ontology annotation, molecular function: sphingosine N-acyltransferase activity. The record is from RefSeq and is a predicted model, not a curated record. Lineage: Eukaryota; Metazoa; Chordata; Mammalia; Artiodactyla; Delphinidae. The transcript is spliced from 7 exons.